Molecule: messenger RNA, 1814 nt
Organism: Mauremys reevesii (Reeves's turtle)
Lineage: Eukaryota; Metazoa; Chordata; Testudines; Geoemydidae
Product: C4b-binding protein alpha chain-like
Exons: 11
Coding region: 12-1262 (416 amino acids)
Biological process (GO): negative regulation of complement activation, classical pathway
Source: RefSeq, a predicted model, not a curated record
CUCAUGUGCCUAUGGGUGGCCAUGCCUGGGGUCUGUGUUGCACAGUGUGCAGGGUGAGGAGCGGCUGCAGCCCUGCCUGGACUGCGCUGUCACCACCAUUCUCUGGGAACUCAUCUGGCACCAUGAUGUCACUUCCCUCUGGCUGGACCCUGCGGCUCCUGGGGACCCUGGUACUCAUGCUGCUGCCUGGGGGAGCUCUCAGUUAUUGUGUUGAUCCACCUGACAUUCCCAAUGCUGUUCGGAAGACUAAUGUUGGCAUAUUGAUUCCACCCGGGAUGGUGAUUAGAUAUGGCUGCCGCCCAGGUUAUAAGCUAAUCCCUGGAAGAAGGCAAGGGCAUGUUACUUGUCUUCAAAAUUUGACCUGGUCUUCAGCUCCGAACUUUUGUCAGAAAGUUCGUUGUCCAGCUCCAGAUGUUAACAACGGGACACCGAAACCGAUGCCUAGACCUGGAGAGGAGACCUAUGCGUUUGAGGACAGAGUUACAAUUAAAUGUGAUUUGGGGUAUGAUAUCAAAGACAGUAUCAAAGGAAAUGCUCAGAUUCACUGCAAACAUGAUGGCACAUGGGAUCCUGCUGUACCAGUUUGCGAACCAGCUUGUGAGCCACCUGCACGCAUCUCUAAUGGACGGGACGACCGCGGCUGGAAAAAUGAUUUCCUUGUUGGCUCAAGUGUGAGCUACUCCUGUAACCGUGGUUGGUCACUUGUUGGGGUAUCCUCCAUUCAAUGUACAGCUGGUGAUGGGGGAACUCCGCGCUGGGAUGCACCUGCCCCUGAGUGCAAAGCUUGUGAGCCACCUGCACGCAUCUCUAAUGGACGGGACGACCGUGGCUGGGAAAAAGCUUUCCCUGUUGGCUCACGUGUGAGCUAUUCCUGUAACCAUGAUUGGUCACUUGUUGGAGUAUCCUCCAUUCUAUGUAUAGCUGGUGAUGGGGGAACUCCACGCUGGAAUGCAUCUGCCCCUGAGUGCAAAGGUUCUGUGUUGAACACAACUGACAACUCUGCUGAGCCUCAAGGUGAAGACAUAAUUACCCAGGACAAACCCACAACUGUCCCUCCCAAAGGAGCAGAAGUAGCUGGUACUUCCUCAGGUUCUGCGAUGAACAUAGCUGGCAACUUUGCUGAGCCUGAUGGAGAAGGGCGUGUCAUAGUCCUUGCAAUAGGCAUUGUCACCGGUAUUGGUAUCGUAGUUCUUGGUGUAGUUCCUGCAAUUAUAGCAUCGGCAAUUUUGAAGAAAAAUAGGAUCAAGGUCGAUGCUAGCUAAUGGCUUACAAAUUAACAGACAUAAUAUUGGAAGAAAAGAAUGGAAAAGUUAGGAAAUAAGCUUCAUACAUUUGCACUGAAUUUUGGUAGUGAAAAUAGACCUCUCUCAGGCACUUUCACUACAACUUUUCUCCUUUGAACUGGACUUGCAAUUGGAAUCCACUGCAUUUGAAAAAAGCAAAAAGUAAAAGGGAAGUGGAUCAUCCCUUUUGUCUUUAAAAACUGGUUUCUGAAGCAAGCAAAGGCAGUUGGCAGCAUCAAAAUUACUUGCUGUUCUGUACACGCAGCUGGCUCCUUAUUCCACCUCUCCAUAGUGCUAAAUGUUUCACCUGUUAAAGAACAUGUUGGCCAUCUGAGUGUGGCAUAGUUUGGAUUGCGGGUUUUAGCUGCAGGUGGCAAGAGAGCCUGUUUAGAUGCCUGCUUACAGGCUUCCAUCAUGAUGUGCGUAAUAUUAGUCUUUAAACCCAAAUGUAAAGGUCUAAAUGGAAUGUUGUGGAUUCUUGAUGUGACCUUUCUUCAGAUUUAGUCUUCAGCUACAGAUGUUGAAGUGAGA